GCUUCCUCUUUAUAAACAGUUCUAAAAGAGAACCAUAAGCAUUUUGGUUUUCUGUUUACAGCGUGUGACAUUUUGGAAAACUGCUAAAUCGAUCAUUGUCUUUGUUGGUAGUUCUGCACCUCUCCAUACUGGUGGAAUGUAUGAUCUGCAUCUGCUGCUAAUGCUGUGCUUGGCAUUCUGGCCAUGCUGCCAGCCACUGGAACAAGCAUCGCUGCGGUUUGUUGGGCUGGGGGACUGGGGAGGCAUCCCGUUAUUUCCCUACUAUACCCCUCACGAGCAGGCCAUCGCUGCAGAGCUCGCCCGGACGGCACAGACUCUGGGAUUGGACUUUGUCCUCAGUCUGGGAGAUCAUUUCUACUACAGAGGAGUGAAGGACGUGAAUGAUCACCGCUUCAAGUGUACCUUUGAGGAUGUCUUCUCCCAUUCCUCGCUGGUUGACAUCCCUUGGUACUUGGUGGCAGGGAACCAUGACUACAAUAACAACGUCUCCGCUCAGAUCGCUUACUCGAGCAGAUCGAAGAGAUGGAGGUUCCCGGAGUUGUACUAUGAGCUUCAGUUCAAGGUUCCCCAGAGUAACGUGUCAGUGACCAUCCUGAUGAUUGACACAGUGGUGCUAUGUGGGAAGAACAAUCAGGGGACCCAGCCCAAAGGAGAGGAAGGCCUGGAGGCUUCUGCAAAGCAGUUGGACUGGAUCAACUCCAGACUGGCAAACAGCAAGUCAGAGUUCAUUGUGGUGGCUGGUCACUAUCCUGUGUUGUCCAUUGGUCAUCACGGCCCUACAAAGUGUCUUUUGAGUAGACUACGGCCUCUGCUGAAGAAGUAUAAUGUCACAGUCUACCUGAGUGGCCAUGACCACAGCAUACAGUUUAUCAGAGAGGAUGAUGGGAGUUCCUACGUGGUCAGCGGGAGCGGGAACUUUGUAGACCUAUCCACCAAACACGUCAAGACCUUCCCGUCGUCAUGGCAACAGUUCUCCAACGCUGUCAACCUUACGUCCGGGGGAUUCGCUUACUUUGUAGUCACAGAGAACAGUAUGACUAUCAGCUACAUUCAGACUGAUGGGAAAUGUGUUUACCAAACAGCGCUGGCAAAACGCAAGGUCUGACACACACACACACACACACACACACACACACACACACACACACACACACACACACACACACACACACACACACACAG
Messenger RNA from Oncorhynchus masou masou (cherry salmon), 1182 nucleotides. Its product is annotated as tartrate-resistant acid phosphatase type 5-like. The coding region runs from base 137 to 1105 and encodes 322 amino acids. Lineage: Eukaryota; Metazoa; Chordata; Actinopteri; Salmoniformes; Salmonidae. Gene Ontology annotation, biological process: bone resorption. The transcript has 6 exons. The record is from RefSeq and is a predicted model, not a curated record. Gene Ontology annotation, molecular function: ferric iron binding; acid phosphatase activity; ferrous iron binding.